Molecule: messenger RNA, 470 nt
Organism: Trichechus manatus latirostris (Florida manatee)
Lineage: Eukaryota; Metazoa; Chordata; Mammalia; Sirenia; Trichechidae
Product: immunoglobulin iota chain-like
Exons: 2
Coding region: 1-456 (151 amino acids)
Biological process (GO): immunoglobulin production; immune response
Source: RefSeq, a predicted model, not a curated record
AUGUCCUGGACACCCCUCCUCUUCAUGCUGCUCACCUUCUGCGCAGGUUGUGGCCCUCAGCCAGUGCUCCACCAGCCGCCGUCGGUGUCCUCAUCCCCCAGAACUACGGUCACCCUCGCCUGCACCCUGAGCAAAGACUACGACGUGGGCAUUUAUAGCGUCUACUGGUACCAGCAGAGGCCGGGCCAGGCACCGAGGUUCCUGCUGAGGUUCCUCUCACCCUCAAACAAGAACCAUGGCCACGGGAUCCCCUCUCGCUUCUCUGGCUCCAAAGACGUGGCCAGCAACACAGGGUACUUGAGCAUUUCUGACCUGCAGGCCGAGGAUGAGGCUGUGUACUACUGUGCUGUGGGGGCUGAGAGCAUGCACAGGAAGGUGGAGAGGGUGAAGUUGGAAGACAAGGAGCCUGUUGCUUCAGGGUCCCAGGCCCCCCGGGACACGCUGAUCUGGAGCUAAAGGCCAAAGGGACA